UUAUAGCAUGUUGACUGAAGCGGCAUCUUGUAACCUGAGAGACAAGAGGAAUCAACAUCGCCUUAAGGUUACAGUAGUAUGAUAGAAUUAAUGACCAUCUCCUCUAUGCUUUGUUUCACCUAUAAAAUGAUUACCAUGAGUCCAUUAGAGGAUCAGAAGGAGAUGUUUCUCAUAGUGCUGCUUGUCUUGCUGUGUUCUACAAUCUUGAUCACCAUUUCAGCCUUCAGCUGGAGGAGCCAUGGCCAGCAGAAAGCCUUCCGACUCCCCCAAGGAGACAUGGGUUGGCCUGUCCUGGGAGAGACCCUCCCUUUUCUCAAGCCCCAUCCAUCAACCUCAAUAGGAGAUUUCAUGCAGCAACGCAUCUCAAAGCAUGGAAAAAUUUUCAUGUCAAAUUUGCUCGGGAAGCCUACAGUGGUCUCAGCAGAUGCUGAGCUGAAUCGCUUCAUCCUACAAGCUGACUCGAGACUAUUUGAACCAGGCUGGUCUAGAAGCAUUGGUGAGGUCUUGGGGAAACACUCCAUAUUGUUGCAGGUGGGAGAUGCUCACAAGAAAAUGAGAUCGAUCAACCUCAAUUUCGCAAACAAUGGCAAGCUCAAGACCCCAUUCUUGCGAGAUGCCUAUCGAAUUGCAGCGUUCGUCAUGAGCUCGUGGAAGAAUGAUUCUGUAGUACUGGGCAAAUAUGAAGCAAGAAAGCUAUGCUUUCAUAUGAUGGCCAAGAAUAUCCUGAGUUUGGAGCCUGGAACUCCUGUAACUGAGAAGUUGAGAAAGGAAUACGAGGCAUUUGCUAAGGGGGUUGUGUCCCUGCCGCUCAACUUGCCUGGAACUGCAUAUAGUAAGGCUCUGAAGGCCAGGUCAUACAUUCUCGAAGUUGUGUGGCAAUGUAUGGAAGAGAGGCUUUGUAGGAAGAAGGAUGUGGAGGAAGAAGAUGCUAAGGAUGACUUGCUUCAAUGGACUUUGGAGAAUUCCAACUAUUCGGAAGAACAAAUUGGUGAUCUGAUAUUAGGCACCUUUUUUGGUGGUUACAACACCACAUCAAAAGCCAUAGCUUUGGCAAUCUACUUCCUUGGAGGCUGCCCCAAAGCAGUUGAGCAAUUUGAAGAGCACGAUAGGAUUGUUCAAGGUAAAAGACGAGGGGGAAAUUCUGAACUAAGUUGUGAUGACUACAAGCAAAUGGAGUUCACUCAAUGUGUCAUCAAUGAGACGCUAAGACUUGGGAACAUAGUUCCCUAUAUCCAGAGGAAGGCCAGCACACAUAUUAAAUUCAAAGGUUAUGACAUUCCACAAGGGUGUAAUGUGAUGGCAGUUCUCCCAGCGGUGCAUUUGGAUCCUUCAUUUUUUGAAUCUCCUGAGCAGUUCAAUCCAUGGAGAUGGCAGAGUGACCACGGCAUAAGAAGGACCAACAACUUCAUGGCGUUUGGUGGGGGAGCACGCCUCUGUCCUGGAGCUGUGCUUGGGAGGAUGGAGAUGGCAGUUUUUCUUCACCACCUUGUCAUCAAUUUUAACUGGGAGCUCGCAGAACCUGAUCUUCCCAUGGCUUUCCCUUCACUUGACUUCCCCAAAGGUCUGCCUAUUAAAGUCAGGUUACUUUCAAAUCCACAAGUGUCCAUGUAAGGAUCAGGAUCAAAGAAUGGUGUAUGUACAAGAUAGACUUGAAUGAAUGAAUUGAAGAGGAAAAAGUUGGACAUCAAAGUGUCUCAGAAGUUUUUGUGAAGAUAUAAUGAAACCAAGGUGGCAGACUUGAAUGAAUUGGUAUUGGUGUAUUGUUAUUUGAGAUUUGCCAUCACUAGGCAGUU
Phoenix dactylifera (date palm) is the source of this 1793-nucleotide messenger RNA. The record is from RefSeq and is a predicted model, not a curated record. Lineage: Eukaryota; Viridiplantae; Streptophyta; Magnoliopsida; Arecales; Arecaceae.